Morchella importuna is the source of this 546-nucleotide messenger RNA. RefSeq lists its product as uncharacterized. Bases 1 to 546 code for a protein of 181 amino acids. Lineage: Eukaryota; Fungi; Ascomycota; Pezizomycetes; Pezizales; Morchellaceae. The transcript is spliced from 5 exons. The record is from RefSeq and is a predicted model, not a curated record.
AUGGCCGUUCCUCCAAAGCAGCUUAACACUGACUACCCAGUCAUUGACACAGAUCCGCACUUUUGGCGUGUUAUCCGCUAUGCCCGUCCAUCCGACUACGCCGUAGGAGCUGGUACUGCGGCUGUCGGACCUGCCCUCUUCUGGUUAUGGGAGAAAAAGUCCCCCGCCAUGCUCCCCAAGGGUGCAUUCGCACAGAGCAUGCGUCUUGCCGGAGCCCUUGGAGUCACCGCUGGUUUCUUAAGAUUCUACCUUGGAUCAUCUUUGCGCUUCUGGGGCUGGACCGAGAACCAACGGGAAGUGGACAUGGAUAUGAAGGAAAUGGUGGGAAGAGUAAAGAGGAAAGAGCCACUUUAUGGAGAGUCUAUCUUGACUCCGUACAUGCAAGGAGUUGCCGCCCGCAACUCUCGAUACUCCCAGGUUUUUUUCCAUGUGUUGCCAUGGUUCAACUUUGUCAACCACAACCAGCACGGUGUGGACACGACCAAGUACUUUCUUGCUGCUGAAGAGGAUCUGGAGAAAGAGCGUGUCCUCCGAGAAGGAAAAUAG